Molecule: messenger RNA, 1255 nt
Organism: Myiozetetes cayanensis
Lineage: Eukaryota; Metazoa; Chordata; Aves; Passeriformes; Tyrannidae
Gene: CPB1
Product: carboxypeptidase B1
Exons: 11
Coding region: 1-1254 (417 amino acids)
Biological process (GO): proteolysis
Molecular function (GO): zinc ion binding; metallocarboxypeptidase activity
Source: RefSeq, a predicted model, not a curated record
AUGUGGGCGCUCUUGGUUCUCAUAGGUGCUGCAUCUGUUUCUGCUCAUCUGCAGGAUCUUUCCUUUGAUGGACAGAAGGUGUUUCGUGUGAUUCCACAGAAUGAUGAGCAGGUGGAAAUCCUCAACUCCCUUGCCAGCAUCAUGCAGGUUGACUUUUGGCAGCCAGACUCUGUCACUCUGGUAAGGCCAAAAAUGCAAGUUGAUUUCCGACUUGGAGCUGAGAAUUCUUUUGAGGUUGAAGAACUUUUGAAGGAAAGUGGAGUGGAGUAUCAAGUUCUGAUUGACAACCUGCAGGCUGCGCUGGACACCCAGUUUGACAGCCAAGCUCGCGCUGCCGGCCACAGCUAUGAAAAGUACAACAACUGGGACACGAUAGCUGCUUGGACUGCUAAUAUUGCUGCUCAGAACCCAGACCUUGUCUCUCGUAGUGUAAUUGGGGAAACAUAUGAAGGACGGCCAAUGUACCUUCUCAAAAUGGGAAAAAGUGGUCCAAAUAAGAAAGCCAUCUUUAUGGAUUGUGGUUUUCAUGCAAGAGAGUGGAUCAGCCCUGCUUUCUGCCAGUGGUUUGUGAAAGAGGUUAUUGAGACCUAUGGAAAAGACACUGUCAUGACCACACUUCUGGACAAGUUGGACUUCUAUGUUUUGCCUGUUGUUAACAUUGAUGGCUACGUUUACACUUGGACGAAUGACCGCAUGUGGAGAAAGACUCGCUCUAAAAAUGCCAACAGCAAUUGCUAUGGUACAGAUCCCAACAGGAAUUUUAAUGCUGGCUGGUGCACUACCGGGGCCUCAAAAAAUCCUUGUUCUGCCACUUACUGUGGCUCUGCACCUGAGUCUGAAAAGGAGACCAAGGCUUUGGCUGAUUUUAUUCGUGAACAUCUUUCUACAAUCAAGGCAUAUUUGACGAUUCACUCCUAUUCCCAGCUGCUACUGUUUCCUUAUUCAUAUACUUACACACUGCCAUCGGAUUACCAGGAACUGAAUUCCAUUGCUAGUGCUGCAUCCAAAGAGCUGGCCAGUUUGUACAAAACCAAAUAUACGUACGGUCCAGGAGCUGAAACAAUCUACCCUGCUGCAGGGGGCUCCGACGACUGGGCUUACGAUCAAGGCAUCAAAUACUCUUUCACUUUUGAGCUCCGGGACACUGGUAGAUAUGGUUUUCUUCUCCCUGAAUCUCAGAUAAAGCCAACCUGUGAAGAGACUGUACUUGCUGUUAAAUAUAUUGCCAAUUAUGUCCUUGAGCACUUGUAUUAGA